AUGGGUGUCCACAAUCUAGAAGAGUACGUUGCCUACCACCGCCAGAAGCUGCGUGAAGAGAAUGCCUGUCAAGCUUCCACUUCUUCCUCGCAAUCACAAACCCCCAAACCAAAGAGAGUAGGCGGUAUUAACGAGUUACGCAGUAUGAGCGCCUACCAGGACAACGUAGUCAAAGCUUCCGGCGACGAUGUUGUCGUUAUCGAUUUCUUCGCCACUUGGUGCGGACCGUGCAAGGCCAUCGCCCCAACCAUUAUAAAGAUGUCGAACGAGGAGGCAUACACCGAUAAAGUCAAGUUCUACAAGAUCGAUGUCGACAACACACCAGAUGUUGCGCAAGAGCUGGGUAUCCGAGCCAUGCCAACGUUUGUGCUCUUCAAGGGUGGCGAGAAGAUUGGUGAGGUUGUUGGUGCGGAUGCCAAUACCCUGAGGAAGAAGAUUGAUGCUGCGCUUCAAAGUAUUGCCACAGGUCAACCAUACGUCGACCCUCCAGCGACGACCAACUGGAUGUCCUAUCUGCCUAUGCUCAUGCUCGUCGUCCUCGUCUUCAGGUACUUAAUGGGCAUCUAG
Lithohypha guttulata is the source of this 567-nucleotide messenger RNA. It is a transcript of the gene TRX1, whose product is annotated as thioredoxin trx1. The coding region runs from base 1 to 567 and encodes 188 amino acids. The transcript has 2 exons. The record is from RefSeq and is a predicted model, not a curated record. Gene Ontology annotation, molecular function: protein-disulfide reductase activity. Gene Ontology annotation, cellular component: cytosol. NCBI's taxonomy places the organism in Eukaryota, Fungi, Ascomycota, Eurotiomycetes, Chaetothyriales, Trichomeriaceae.